GGAAGCGCUUCCGGGCAGGGGCGGGGCUUCCGGCGGCGCGCUAGGUCGCGGGGCACUUGGGCCUGGGUUGUCCUUUGCAUCUGCACGUGUUCGCAGUGGAUUCCGCGAUGCUACCUCUGCUGCGCUGCGUGCCCCGUGUGCUGGGCUCCGCCGUCCCCAGCCUCCGCGCUGCCGCGCCCGCCUCGCCUUUCCGGCAGCUCCUGCAGCCGGCGCCCCGGCUGUGCGCCCGGCCCUUCGGGCUGCUCAGCGUGCGCGCAGGUUCCGAGCGGCGGCCGGGCCUCCUGCGGCCUCGAGGACCCUGCGCCUGUGACUGUGGCUGCGGCUUGCUGCACACUGAAGGAGACAAAGCUUUUGUUGAUUUCCUGAAGGAUGAAAUUAAGGAGGAAAGAAAAAUCCAGAAGCAUAAAACCCUCCCUAAGAUGUCUGGAGGUUGGGAGCUGGAACUGAAUGGGACAGAAGCGAAAUUAGUGCGGAAAGUUGCCGGGGAAAAAAUCACUGUCACUUUCAACAUUAACAACAGCAUCCCACCAACAUUGGAUGGGGAGGAGGAACCCAGGCAAGGGCAGAAGGUUGAAGAACAGGAGCCUGAACUGACAUCAACUCCCAAUUUCGUGGUUGAAGUUAUAAAGAAUCAUGGCAAGAAGGCCCUUGUGUUGGACUGUCAUUAUCCAGAGGAUGAGGUUGGACAAGAAGACGAGGCUGAGAGUGACAUCUUCUCUAUCAGGGAAGUUAGCUUUCAGUCCAGUGGCGAGUCUGAAUGGAAGGAUACUAAUUACACGCUCAACACAGAUUCCUUGGACUGGGCCUUAUAUGACCACCUAAUGGAUUUCCUUGCGGACCGAGGGGUGGACAACACUUUUGCAGAUGAGUUGGUGGAGCUCAGCACAGCCCUGGAGCACCAGGAGUACAUUAGUUUUCUUGAAGACCUCAAGAGUUUUGUCAAGAGCCAGUAGAGCAGACAGACGCUGAAAGCCUUAGUUUCAUGGCAGGCUCUGGCCAGUGAACAAGUCCUACUCUGAAGCUAGACAUGUGCUUUGAAAUGAUUAUCGUCCUAAUAUCAUGGGGGAAAACACCAAAUUUAAAUUAUAUGUUUUGCGCUCUCAUUUAUUAUCAUUUUUCCUGUACAAAUCUAUUAUUUCUAGAUUUUUGUAUAACAUGAUAGACAUAAAAUUGGUUUAUCUCCUCCAAA
Molecule: messenger RNA, 1189 nt
Organism: Mandrillus leucophaeus (drill)
Lineage: Eukaryota; Metazoa; Chordata; Mammalia; Primates; Cercopithecidae
Gene: C1QBP
Product: complement component 1, q subcomponent binding protein
Exons: 6
Coding region: 108-953 (281 amino acids)
Biological process (GO): cytosolic ribosome assembly
Cellular component (GO): mitochondrial matrix
Source: RefSeq, a predicted model, not a curated record